AUGUCGCUGUCCCACUUGUACCAGGACGGGGAAGGCCACAUGGAUGAUGACGAGAGGGAGAACUUUGAGAUCACUGACUGGGAUCUGCAGAAUGAGUUCAACCCCAACCGGCAGCGGCAUUGGCAGACCAAGGAAGAGGCCACCUACGGAGUGUGGGCAGAGCCAGACUCGGAUGAAGAGAGGCCCAGCUUAGGAGACAAAUGGGCCCGAGACUACUCCGCGCCAGUCACCUUCAUCAGUGCAGGCAUCAAGAAAGGGGCGGUGGAGGAGGCGGAGCUGGAAGAUUCUGACGAUGAAGAGAAACCUGUUAAACAGGGAAAAUUUCCUAAGGAUUUCUGGCCGAAGAAAUCAAAAAUGGGUGGCAAUUUUAAACCCAGCCAGAAAGGCUUUGCAGGAGGAACCAAGUCGUUCAUGGAUUUUGGCAGCUGGGAGAGACACACGAAAGGGAUAGGGCAGAAGCUCCUGCAGAAGAUGGGCUACGUCCCUGGGAGGGGCCUCGGCAAGAACGCGCAAGGUAUCAUUACGCCAAUCGAAGGCAAACAGAGAAAGGGAAGAGGUGCCGUGGGAGCGUAUGGCUCUGAGCUGACCACUCAGUCUCUGCAAGACUUCCCUGUGGUGGACUCGGAAGAGGAAGCGGAAGAGGAGUUUCAGAAGGAGCUGAGCCAGUGGAGGAAGGACCCCAGCGGGAGCAAGAAGAAGCCCAAGUACUCCUACAAGACGGUGGAGGAGCUGAAGGCCAAGGGCAGGACCAGCAAGAAGCUCACGGCUCCCCAGAAGGAGCUUUCGCAGGUCAAGGUCAUAGACAUGACGGGCCGGGAGCAGAAGGUCUACUACAGCUACAGCCCAGAUCAGCACAAGCACAACAUCCCCGACAAUGGGCUGCCACUGUCCCGCAAGGAGGCCAAGGUCCGGGGCUUUGCGCUGCCGGAGCUGGAGCACAACCUGCAGCUGCUCAUCGACCUCACGGAGCAGGAGAUCAUCCAGAACGACCGGCAGCUGCAGUACGAGCGGGACAUGGUGGUGAACCUCUCGCAUGAGCUGGAGAAGAUGUCGGAGGUGCUGGACCAUGAGGAACGGGCCAUCUCCAACCUCAGCAAAGUCCUGGAGCUGGUGGAGGACUGCGAGCGGCGCAUGCAGCCCGGCUGCAGCCACCCGCUCACCCUGGACGAGUGCGCCCGCAUCUUUGAGACCCUGCAGGACAAGUACUACGAGGAGUACCGCAUGUCCGACCGCGUGAACCUGGCUGUGGCCAUCGUCUACCCGCUCAUGAAGGAGUACUUCAAGGAGUGGGACCCCCUCAAAGACUGCACCUACGGCACGAAGAUCCUCUCCAAGUGGAAGAGCCUCCUGGAGAACGAACAGCUCCUGGCGCACGGCGGCCAGGACCUCUCGGCAGAUGCCUUUCACAGGCUGAUAUGGGAAGACUGGAUGCCUUUUGUUCGAAAAAGCGUCACCCAGUGGCAACCCCGGAUCUGUGAGCCCAUGGUGGACUUCCUGGAUAACUGGGUGCACAUUAUCCCCGUGUGGGUGCUGGACAACAUCCUGGACCAGCUUAUCUUCCCCAAGCUGCAGAAGGAGGUGGAGAACUGGAACCCACUCACGGACACCGUGCCCAUCCACUCCUGGAUCCACCCGUGGCUCCCCCUCAUGCAGGCACGCCUGGAGCCGCUGUACUCCCCCAUCCGCAGCAAGCUGUCCAACGCCCUGCAGAAGUGGCAUCCCAGCGACUCCUCUGCCAAGCUCAUCCUCCAGCCCUGGAAAGACGUCUUCACCCCUGGCUCCUGGGAGGCCUUCAUGGUCAAGAACAUCGUGCCCAAGCUGGGCAUGUGCCUCGGGGAGCUGGUCAUCAACCCCCACCAGCAGCACAUGGAUGCCUUCUACUGGGUCAUGCAGAUUCUGUGUGUAUCGGACACCUCUCCUCACCCCCUGCCCUGUCUCCCAGGUGCCUACAUGCAGCCCGGAGCACGAGAAAACAUCGCCUACCUCACCCACACGGAGCGGAGGAAGGACUUCCAGUACGAGGCCAUGCAGGAGCGGCGGGAGGCCGAGAACAUGGCCCAGAGGGGCAUCGGCGUGGCCGCCAGCUCUGUGCCCAUGAACUUUAAGGACCUCAUUGAGACCAAGGCCGAGGAGCACAACAUCGUCUUCAUGCCUGUCAUCGGGAAGCGACAUGAAGGGAAGCAGCUCUACACCUUCGGCCGCAUCGUCAUCUACAUCGACCGGGGAGUGGUGUUCGUCCAGGGCGAGAAGACCUGGGUGCCCACCUCCCUGCAGAGCCUGAUCGACAUGGCCAAGUAGGCGGAGGCCCGGGGCAGCUGCACACAUUUCUGACUAAAUCUUUU
Molecule: messenger RNA, 2342 nt
Organism: Myotis brandtii (Brandt's bat)
Lineage: Eukaryota; Metazoa; Chordata; Mammalia; Chiroptera; Vespertilionidae
Product: tuftelin-interacting protein 11-like
Exons: 2
Coding region: 1-2298 (765 amino acids)
Biological process (GO): spliceosomal complex disassembly
Cellular component (GO): U2-type post-mRNA release spliceosomal complex
Molecular function (GO): nucleic acid binding
Source: RefSeq, a predicted model, not a curated record